UUUUAGCUGCUGGGUGCUUUCUUGCCAUGGCGAGUGUUCACGAGAGUUUGUAUUUCAACCCCAUGAUGACAAACGGGGUCGUCCACGCUAACGUGUUUGGGAUAAAAGACUGGGUGACCCCCUAUAAAAUCGCCGUGCUGGUGCUCCUGGACGAAAUGAACUCCUCCAAGUGCAUUAGCCUCCUGGAGCGCAGACGUUUGAACAAACUCAUCUUGCCUCUCCAGCAGGGCCCAGACAUGACUCUUGCUCAGCUCUUGAAAACUGUGGAGGAGUGCUGUUCUCAGCUGGCAUAUGCUGUGAAGUUAAGGCUGCAUGUGAUGGCAGAAGGGGAAUUGAAGGAUAUGGAGUCUUUUUUUGAUACACUUCCUAAUCCUUUUAAUGAGAGGGAUUCAGAAGCCUACAAAACCAGUGUUGUUGGGCUGUUUGUGAGGCACAUGCUGUUGGCCUACAACAAGCUGUCUUUCAGCCAGGUGUACAAGCUGUACACCGCUCUGCAGCAGUACUACAGUCACUACUACCAGGGCGGGGAGGAGAAGUCGGGUCCUGCCUUUCAAACGGCUGAUGACACCGACAUGGACCUGACCAACCCCGAGGACACAGGGGGGAAGAUGGAGAAGGAGGAGCUGGACUCUUCACCUGGAGAUGAGAAUAUCCCCAGCAGAGGCCCACUUUCUCAGAAGCAGGCAGAGUACUUCCUUGCCAGACAGGCAUAUUUGUUGAAAAACGACGAAAACAAAGCUCUGGCACCAGCAGCUCUGCAGGAAGAGCUUAACAACAUGCUGAAGUUCAAUCCUGAUUUUGCCGAAGCGCACUAUCUGAGCUACCUGAACAGCAUGCGUGUCCAGGAUGUGUACAUCUCCACGCUCAGCCUCCUGCAUUACUUCGACCGGCUCAUCCUCGCGGGGGGAGAUGGCAAGAGCAGUGGGGACGAGGGCUGUGGCCGCAGCCUGCGCUACGCCGCCCUGAACCUCGCGGCCUUGCACUGCCGCUUCGGCCAUUAUCAACAGGCAGAACUGGCUCUGCAGGAGGCCAUCCGUAUUGCCCAGGAGUCGAAUGAUCACAUCUGCUUGCAGCACUGUCUGAGCUGGCUGUACCUGCUGGAGCAGAUGAAAGGGUCUGACAGCACUGCCCUAACAGAGGACUCCGUGAAAAUGGCAGUGCACUUCUGCUUACCGUAUUUGGCUUCACUUGGAAUUCAGUCUUUAGUACAGCAGGGGGCGAUCAGGGGUAAACCUGCCAAUAAGCUGAUGGAGGCUUUGAAGGACACUGACGUACUGCACUGGAAACACAGCCUUUCAGAGCUGAUCGACAUCAGCUUAGCUCAGAAGACAGCCAUCUGGAGACUGUAUGGAAAGAGCACCAUGGCUUUGCAAGAGGCGCAGCUGCUUCUGAACAUGAACAGCCUGGAGCCGGUGAACUUUGGGGUGCAGCAGAACAACACGGAGGCCUUUGCCGUGGCCCUGUGUCACCUGGCGGAGCUGCACGCCGAGCAGGGUCUGUUCGGCGCAGCUUCUGAAAUCCUGGAGCACUUGAAGGAAAGGUUCCCUCCUCACACUCAGCACGCCAAGCUGUGGAUGCUGUGUGACUUGAAGAUUCAGUUUGAGAGGGCCAUGAAUGAUGGGAAGCACCACUUUGCAGACUCCUUGGUGAUGGAAAUAGCUGCCCUGAAUGAGACCGAGGGUUUGUACAGGAAAGCGCUUGUGUUGAAGGCUCAAAACCAAACCACAGAGGCCUAUAAAAUUCUCCAGAGAUUGCUGCUUUACUGUGAGAAGACAAAGUGCACAGAAAUGGUCAUUAGGGUAAUGCUGUCGGUUGCCGAGCUGUACUGGCAGUCCUCCUGCUAUGCCACUGCCCUGCCUCUGCUCCUGCAGGCCCUGGCACUGGCCCGGCAGUACAACCUGCAGUACCUGGCCUCCGAGACCAUCCUCCACCUGGCUUUCUCGCAGCUCAUGCUUGGAAUUCCAGAGCAAGCUUUGAACAUCCUGCACAUGGCCAUAGAGCCCAUCCUGGCCCACGGAGCGGUGAUGGACAAGGGCCGGGCCAUGCUGUUGGUAGCCAAAUGCCAGAUUGCCAUUUCUGCUUCAGAGCCAGUGAAACAGAAAUCCCAAGCUCUGGAGGUGGCUAUUCAGAGCCUGGACGAAGCCCGGACGUAUUUUGUGAAAGUGGACUGCAAGGAGAGGCUGCGUGAUGUCUUUUACCUGCAAGCAAGGCUGUACAAUUCCUUAGGAAGGACUGCGGAGAGGAAUGAGUGUGCCAUGCAGUUCCGCCACCUGAACCAGGAGCUCCCCUCUCACGGAGUGCCUCUGAUCACCAGGCUGUGAGGAGCAGGUACUGCUUCUGAGGAACACACUGCCUCCAGUUAGCAAGGAGCCCAUGUCUUUAGUGUUAAUGACAGAGUUAUUAACCAGCUGACUGAGAAUAUUUCAACACAGCAGCUAACCUUUGAGGUGCCAAAGUACAUGGGAGUGAAUUACAGGACAGAAUUACAGAACGUCUUCAUUUUUUUUGUCACGUACCCUGCAUUUUCUUUAAUAAAAUGAAUUGGCAUAUGAGAUGUUUACACUUGAAGGGUUUUGUUAUUAGAAAAAUAAAGAUUUUAAAAACGUG
Lepisosteus oculatus (spotted gar) is the source of this 2607-nucleotide messenger RNA. NCBI's taxonomy places the organism in Eukaryota, Metazoa, Chordata, Actinopteri, Semionotiformes, Lepisosteidae. The record is from RefSeq and is a predicted model, not a curated record.